This is a messenger RNA of Prionailurus viverrinus (fishing cat), 5003 nucleotides long. It is a transcript of the gene PTK2, whose product is annotated as protein tyrosine kinase 2. NCBI's taxonomy places the organism in Eukaryota, Metazoa, Chordata, Mammalia, Carnivora, Felidae. The transcript has 34 exons. Gene Ontology annotation, molecular function: ATP binding; protein tyrosine kinase activity. The record is from RefSeq and is a predicted model, not a curated record. Gene Ontology annotation, biological process: protein phosphorylation; signal complex assembly. Gene Ontology annotation, cellular component: cytoskeleton; focal adhesion. The coding region runs from base 661 to 3969 and encodes 1102 amino acids.
AAAGGCUCCCUGCUGCCUAAAGAAUAAAGAUGCCUUAAGAAGCCCCUGGAAGGCUGCAUUUUUACCCCCGCCCAGGCUCCAGUCAUCAGCUCCCCUCGGACAUGGCUCUCUUCUCAGCUGCCCUCUGCCUGGUGACUCCCAAGUGCCGGGGGUCCUACUCCUCUUUCUCGAGGUUCAAGACCUAGGAGACCAGCGCCCAGGCCGCAGAUCGGGGCUCAGCGGGCGCUUGAGUGGAGAUCCAGUCUUGGCAGGGCCCAGCAUUAGCGGUGAUGCCAGUCAACACAUCCCUGAGCCUCACUCACUUUGCCUCUGUGCAGAGGGGCCCAGGAUACCCAACUCGUCUCGGUUCUCUGACGACUAUGGAAAGAGGAAGGAGAAACUAGGAGAUUUUCUUUAAAUCGCUGAUUGACCUCUUCGCAGAGUUACCGUGGCCUUCAGAACUAUUGCGGAAGCGGGAGAAGAUUCUGUAACUGAGAGGCAUUCUUCAAGCUGCUGGAAAAUAUUACAGAAGGAACACCUCCCAAAUGUUGCCUCAAGCUCUGAGAAAAGGAGCACCCGGGGGAACCUUAGUGUGGCUGUGGAUCGAAGCGAACCCUGUGGGAGCGAUGAGCGGGGACUUGGUGCGCGGACGCCUGGCCUGAUCUCGAGAGGCCUGAGUUUAUGUUGGUGGAACUGGCGGGCCGAGAGGCCCCGAGACCAGCAGGUGCCGUCUGUAUGGAGAAGAGCGGCUGUGGUCCAUUUCCAAUGUGUUGGGCUAAAGAUUAUGACAGAUACAUAGCACCAAGCAAAAUAAUGGCAGCUGCUUACCUUGACCCAAACUUGAAUCACACCCCGAAUUCGAGUACCAAGACCCAUCUGGGUACCGGAGUGGAACGUUCCCCCGGGGCAAUGGAGCGAGUGUUGAAGGUCUUUCAUUAUUUUGAGAACAGCAGUGAGCCAGCCACUUGGGCCAGUAUUAUCAGGCACGGAGAUGCUACUGAUGUCAGGGGCAUCAUUCAGAAGAUAGUGGACAGUCACAAAGUAAAGCACGUGGCCUGCUAUGGAUUUCGUCUCAGUCACCUGCGGUCAGAGGAGGUUCACUGGCUCCAUUUGGAUAUGGGUGUCUCCAAUGUGAGGGAGAAGUAUGAACUUGCACACCCACCAGAGGAGUGGAAAUAUGAAUUGAGAAUUCGUUAUUUGCCAAAAGGAUUUCUAAACCAGUUUACUGAAGACAAGCCGACUCUGAAUUUCUUCUAUCAACAGGUGAAAAGUGACUACAUGUCGGAGAUAGCUGACCGGGUGGACCAGGACAUCGCUUUGAAGCUGGGCUGCCUAGAAAUACGGCGCUCGUAUUGGGAGAUGCGAGGCAACGCGCUAGAGAAGAAGUCCAACUAUGAGGUGUUAGAAAAAGAUGUUGGUUUGAAGCGAUUUUUUCCUAGGAGUUUACUGGAUUCUGUCAAGGCCAAAACACUAAGAAAACUGAUCCAGCAGACGUUUAGACAGUUCGCCAACCUGAACAGAGAAGAGAGCAUUCUGAAAUUCUUUGAGAUCCUCUCCCCAGUGUACCGAUUUGAUAAAGAGUGCUUCAAGUGUGCCCUCGGUUCAAGCUGGAUUAUUUCAGUGGAACUGGCGAUCGGCCCAGAAGAAGGAAUCAGUUACCUCACGGACAAGGGCUGCAGCCCCACACAUCUGGCCGACUUCAAUCAAGUGCAGACCAUUCAGUAUUCCAACAGCGAAGACAAGGACAGGAAAGGAACGCUGCAGCUGAAAAUCGCGGGCGCCCCCGAGCCUCUGACAGUGACAGCACCGUCCCUGACCAUCGCCGAGAAUAUGGCUGACCUGAUAGAUGGGUACUGCCGGCUGGUGAACGGAGCCACGCAGUCCUUUAUCAUCAGGCCCCAGAAAGAAGGUGAACGGGCUUUGCCAUCAAUACCAAAGCUGGCCAACAGCGAGAAGCAAGGCGUGCGGACACACGCGGUCUCCGUGUCAGAAACCGACGACUAUGCUGAGAUUAUAGACGAAGAAGAUACCUACACCAUGCCCUCAACCAGGGACUACGAGAUUCAAAGAGAAAGAAUCGAGCUUGGACGGUGCAUCGGGGAAGGCCAGUUUGGGGACGUACACCAAGGCGUCUACAUGAGUCCAGAGAAUCCGGCUUUGGCGGUCGCAAUUAAAACAUGUAAAAACUGUACUUCGGACAGCGUGCGAGAGAAAUUCCUUCAAGAAGCCUUAACGAUGCGCCAGUUUGACCACCCCCACAUCGUGAAGCUGGUCGGUGUCAUCACGGAGAACCCCGUCUGGAUAAUCAUGGAGCUGUGCACGCUUGGAGAGCUGAGGUCGUUUCUGCAAGUGAGGAAGUACAGUUUGGAUCUUGCGUCUUUGAUCCUGUAUGCCUAUCAGCUUAGUACAGCUCUGGCGUAUCUGGAGAGCAAAAGAUUCGUGCACAGGGACAUUGCUGCUCGGAAUGUUCUGGUGUCCUCAAACGAUUGCGUAAAAUUAGGAGACUUUGGAUUAUCCCGGUAUAUGGAAGACAGUACUUACUACAAAGCUUCCAAAGGAAAGUUGCCUAUUAAAUGGAUGGCUCCAGAGUCCAUCAACUUUCGACGUUUUACCUCAGCCAGUGACGUGUGGAUGUUCGGUGUGUGUAUGUGGGAGAUACUGAUGCAUGGUGUGAAGCCGUUUCAAGGAGUGAAGAACAAUGAUGUGAUCGGUCGAAUCGAGAACGGGGAGAGAUUACCAAUGCCUCCAAAUUGCCCUCCCACCCUCUACAGCCUUAUGACGAAAUGCUGGGCCUAUGACCCCAGCAGGCGGCCCCGGUUCACUGAGCUCAAAGCUCAGCUCAGCACCAUCCUGGAGGAGGAGAAGGUUCAGCAAGAAGAACGAAUGAGGAUGGAAUCCCGAAGACAGGUCACAGUGUCCUGGGACUCCGGAGGGUCCGACGAAGCGCCACCCAAGCCCAGCAGACCUGGUUACCCCAGUCCACGGUCCAGCGAAGGAUUUUAUCCCAGUCCCCAGCACAUGGUACAGACCAAUCAUUACCAGGUGUCUGGCUAUCCUGGCUCACAUGGGGUCACAGCCACGGCUGGCAGCAUCUACCCGGGUCAGGCAUCUCUUUUGGACCAGACGGACUCAUGGAAUCACAGACCACAGGAGAUAUCGAUGUGGCAGCCCAACGUGGAGGACUCUGCGGCCCUGGACCUGCGCGGGAUCGGGCAGGUGCUGCCCACCCAGCUGGUGGAAGAGCGGCUGAUCCGGCAGCAGCAGGAAAUGGAGGAGGACCAGCGCUGGCUCGAGAAAGAGGAGAGGUUCCUGGUCAUCCUGAAACCUGACGUGCGGCUCUCUCGAGGCAGCAUCGACAGGGAGGACGGGAGUCUUCAGGGCCCGACGGGAAACCAACACAUCUAUCAGCCUGUGGGUAAACCAGAUCCCGCAGCUCCGCCAAAGAAACCGCCGCGGCCUGGAGCCCCCGGUCACCUGGGCAGCCUUGCCAGCCUCAGCAGCCCCGGGGACAGUUACAACGAGGGCGUCAAGCCAUGGAGGCUUCAGCCCCAGGAAAUCAGCCCCCCGCCCACUGCCAACCUGGACCGGUCCAACGACAGGGUGUACGAGAAUGUGACGGGCCUGGUGAAGGCUGUCAUCGAAAUGUCCAGCAAGAUCCAGCCAGCCCCCCCGGAGGAGUACGUUCCCAUGGUGAAGGAAGUCGGCCUGGCCCUGCGGACAUUACUGGCCACCGUGGACGAGACCCUUCCGGUCCUGCCAGCCAGCACUCACCGAGAGAUCGAGAUGGCCCAGAAGCUGUUGAACUCCGAUCUGGGCGAGCUCAUCAACAAGAUGAAGCUGGCCCAGCGGUGCGCCAUGACCAGCCUACAGCAGGACCACAAGAAGCAGAUGCUGACCGCCGCCCACGCCCUGGCCGUGGACGCCAAGAACUUACUCGACGUCAUCGACCAGGCCAGACUGAGGGCACUCGGACACGCGAGGCCGCGCUGAGGGGCCCCCCGGGCCUCGGGGAGGACACGCCCCGGCGCCCCGCCAGCAGCGAGGGGCUCCCCGCGCCCGGGGCUGUGACUGACGGCCGGUUCAGAACCUCUCUCGGACAAAUUUAACCGCAUUUGAUUUGAGUUCGUUGUUUGGUUUUGUUUUUCUUUAAUCAUGGUGUUCGGAAAAGUCCAGGAUCCAAAAUGUGGCAUUUUUCUGAGAAUGAAAAUUGUUCGUGAGAAGCUUUCAAGAAUCACCAAGAACAGAUGACCGUCCCAUGAGGGCGUGUUUCUGUGGAAACGGCCCAGGCGGGGCCGUGCGUGCGGGGCCUGAGCCAGCUCAGCUGCGCACAGGCAGAGGAGACCGGGCGGAGAAUUCCGGGAAACCCGAGGGGCUGAGAACUCUUCUGCGUGUGCAGAGUGGCCAGCCAGACCGGAGUUUCUGCUGUGAGGACGCCCUUCCGUCGCAAUACGCAAGCAGCACUCUAAGAGAACAUCAGAGCUAUAUUUUGAAGACUUGGGUCAUUUCAGAAACAAACAGAACAACAGCCACCCUUCUGUCCUUCCCGCCUUUUACUUUCCUGUUGGAUAUGUGAAGAUUCGGUUGGAAGCUAGCUGUAGACCACACUAAAAACUUUUGUCUUUUUUCACCAGAAUAAUGUGCCAGUUUUUUGUAGCAAUGUUCUUUCUCUUGGAAGCAGAAAUGCUUUGCACCAGAGCACCUCCAAACUGCAUUGAGAAGAAGUUCUGGAACCAUCCCUGUUUUCCAUUUUUAUAUAAUUUAUAAAGAAAGACGAAAGCCAUGUUGACUAUCUUGCAGCCACUAGAGCUGACUAACCCUUCCUUGUGUCUGUCUUCCCAGGAGGCGAGUAAGCAAAGCAGAGAGAGUUGGUUUUCUUUUGAUGUCCAGUUACACCAUCCAUUCUGUUAAGUAAUUUUGAAGAGUAUACCCUCCCUUUAGUUUGUCGGGGGAUAUAAAUUAUUCUCAGGAAGAAUAUAAUGAACUGUACAGUUACUUUGACCUAUUAAAAAGGUGUUACCAGUAAA